CAAUGUCCAGAACAGGAAUCUGUACCUGGCCACACUUGGCGCAGUGUUGGGGCCCCUGAGCUUUGGUUUUGUCUUGGGGUUCAGCUCUCCAGCCAUCUCUGAUUUGAAGAACACGGAGGAUCCGCGGCUAAUUCUGGACCAAGAGACGGCGUCAUGGUUUGGUUCUAUAGUCACCAUUGGUGCAGCUGCUGGGGGCAUCCUUGGUGGGUGGCUGGUGGACCGCGUGGGCCGGAAGCUCAGCCUCAUGCUCUGCGCUUUUCCUUAUGUCCUUGGCUUCGCCCUGAUCAUAUCUGCUCAAAACAUGUGGAUGUUGCUGGGUGGCCGCGUGUUGUCCGGACUUGCCAGCGGAGUCACCUCCUUGGUGGUCCCAGUGUAUAUUUCAGAGACGUCACACUCCGGGGUCCGAGGGAUGUUGGGCUCCUGCGUACAGCUGAUGGUGGUCACUGGAAUUGUAGGAGCUUAUAUUGCAGGAAUGGUCGUGAGCUGGCGCUGGCUGGCGGUGGUCUGCUCUGUGCCCCCUGUCCUCAUGGUGAUUUUAAUGUGCUUCAUGCCCGAGACCCCACGAUAUCUCAUCAACCAGGAGAGACGAGCAGAGGCGAUGGCUGCUCUGCACUUUCUGCGAGGGCCAGAUGUGGACCAUGAGUGGGAAUACCGGCAAAUCGAGGCCAGCGGGGAUCAGCAGGAGGAUGGGUUAAAGAUGGCGGAUUUCAUGGCACCGUCUAUAUACAAACCAUUCAUCAUCGGCAUCCUACUCAUGUUUUUCCAGCAGGCCACCGGCAUUAACGCCAUCAUGUUCUAUGCCGAUAUGAUAUUUGAGGAAGCAAAGUUCCAGAACAGUAGCUUGGCUUCGGUUAUUGUUGGGCUGGUGCAGGUGGUGUUCACAGCGGUGGCUGCGCUCAUCAUGGACCGGGCUGGGAGGAAGGUCCUUUUGGUCAUCUCAGGGGUCGUUAUGGCGAUCAGCACCGCCUUGUUUGGGGUGUAUUUUAGAAUCAGUGUGGCGCAUGUGAACAACUCAUCAGGCGUGACGAGCCCCGGGGAAAUGGCGGACGGCCCCACCGAUCCACUGGCAUGGUUGGCUUUGGUCAGCAUGGGUCUGUUCAUCGCUGGGUUCGCCAUCGGCUGGGGCCCCAUUCCCUGGCUCCUCAUGUCUGAGAUCUUCCCUCUUCGUGCCCGGGGCGUGGCCAGCGGAGUGUGUGUCGUCACCAAUUGGGGCUGCGCUUUUCUUGUUACAAAGAUUUUUCAUGACCUACUGGAUCUUCUGACCUCCUAUGGGACCUUCUGGUUAUUUGCUGCUUUCUGUGGACUCAACGUCCUGUUCACCGUCCUGUGUGUCCCCGAGACUAAAGGGAAAACUCUGGAGCAAAUUCAGUCUUAUUUCCAGCAAAGUCCAGAAAGAGGAAGAGUCUUCUCCAGCUCCAUCCAGUAAAGACUUUGUGUCCGGGCAGGUGACCCCGUCAAAAAAGUCCAAAAAGGACUUACGGGGGCACUGAAGGAUCCAUCGAGAGACCAGGGCAUAAAGGGGCAAAGCAUGGCCCAAGACUUCAGGCCCCUCCCCCCUGGCACUGUACAUAAGUCACAUUAUUCUGGAUUGUUCCUGUAAAACGUGUACCCUGCAGGUGAAGGGCGGAGCUCAGUCAGACCACCCCCACCAGUGUUCAUUAGUUUUGAGGCAGAAUGAUUUAAUUAUUGGCUGCUCCAGAACCCUGAGGAAGACUCAUCCAUAACGUGAGGUUCUGACUGUACAGGACUGUUCUAGAGGUUCUUGUGGAGAAUAAAUCUAUUAAACACA
This is a messenger RNA of Hyla sarda, 1789 nucleotides long. It is a transcript of the gene SLC2A8, whose product is annotated as solute carrier family 2 member 8. The record is from RefSeq and is a predicted model, not a curated record. Gene Ontology annotation, biological process: transmembrane transport. Gene Ontology annotation, cellular component: membrane. Gene Ontology annotation, molecular function: transmembrane transporter activity. Lineage: Eukaryota; Metazoa; Chordata; Amphibia; Anura; Hylidae.